CGUAGCUCGCCGGGGAGCUUGCACAUGGGCAAACGCGUCGCUGCGGGGUGAGGCUCGCUUUUUCCCCUGUUACCUGUUUUGGCUUUUGGGGCUGUACUGGUGGAAGACCAUCUGAAAUCAUGGGUGAUUUUUUAACAUGUUCUUUGAGGAAAACCUUGCUGAAGGAACAAAUGGGGAGCUCCGCAUUCUGGAGACGGGAUGAAGCAGAGUUGAGGGGCAGCUUUCAAAGCACCGGGACCCCGACAGAGCAGACUUUACAGCUUGUUUCCAGCAUCACGGUGGCCACGCAGUCCUGCUGCUGGAGAUGGGAGGUACGGUGCAGCAGAACUGCGUGAAGGAGCCUGCACCACAGAUGGAUCUCGGUGCUAAGCAGUGGCCUUAUGCUUGCACAUUCAGAGGAUGAAAGACAUCCAUGCAUGUCUUUUCAGACUGAGACAAUGAGAGAAGUGAGACAUGAAGACAAGAGAUUUUUCUAAGAAAAAGGUAACAAAGUGGUCAAAGGUUUGAAACAGCUUCCAUAUGAGGAGAGCAUGACCGGUCUUUUCUCCUUAAAACACAUAACAGAGGGUUGAUAUGACAAGGAUGAAAGAAAUUAUUAAUGUUAAGCAGAACAGGCCAUAAUUACCCAUUUCUUCUCAUAAUACCAAAUUCAGGAAAGCUCCCAAAUGGCCAUGCAAUGGUUAAAAACCAAUGAGAAAAGUGUUCCUUCGUUUUGACAGCUUCGUUUAUAUCAAAAUGUGCUCAGCUGUUCCUGCCCAGGAAUAUCUGUUUACUGCUUUAUUUGGAUGUCUGAGGCAGCCACCAAAUAAACUUUUCCCACAGAAGCCCUUGUUCCAGUGCCAAUCCUGCUGGAGUUCAGCUUUGCUUCCUUUGGAUGGUGAAGCAAACACAGGUGGAUCCUACUGAUACAAUCAGGGUGACUCAAAACCUUGCCAGAUGUGAUGUUGGGACUCGUUUCCACAAAGUCUUGUGAAGACCAGAAUCAUUACACUAAUUAACAGGGAUGGGUCUAUUAGCAGCAAUAAAGCACGGUGGGUGCUCAGCUCAGAAAAAGCUACAGGCCUCUGUCAAGAGACAGGGCAUUGGGCUGAACAGACCUGUACACCCUGUACAGCAAUGUUAUUUUUUACAGAUCCUCUUUACUGUGAUUCUGUGAUUCUGGCCACUCGGCAAAGCCCACUGCUGGUGCACUGCCCUCUCAUCUAAUCCGACGCAGAACACCUGGCUAACAAACUGGCACUGCAAGCCUUCCUUUCUCCUGAUAUCACAGAAAAUACCACCCGCUGCUCACAUUGCUGAGAAGGGUUUAUUCCAACUGCUGAAACUGCAAGCCGAUCAUAAACACGUGGAAAAGCAGCAGCCUCUGUUCUUUUACCCUACUCCAGCCUCCCAGAUACUGCCGUGGGCAGCUGGAUGUGUAAGCUCACUGUUGUGGUAGCAUUGAGCCCUCCUUUGCCUGUAAAAAGGAACAUAAAAUAAUCACAGCCAACCUAAACACAUGAACUGUUGUUAGCUCUGAUCUAAUUAUACACUGACAUAAUUUGCCUGCAGUUGGCAUUCGCUAAAGUGAUGUCAAAAUAAAUGAUUUCAGUCCAUUACGCAGCAAUGGCAAUGUUGACCCAAGGGAAAAUCCUGGAGGAGGUUAAAACAUUCAUUAUUCAUUUUAGCUGCUUCAUGAAUGUCUAUCCUAAGGAAGCAGAGGAUAAUACAAUGCUCUGAUGCCUGAAUUUUGGAGGCACCUGUCUUUCCUUAUACUAUUUGGCAAUGGCAAUUAUUUGGCCAAACAAAAAAGAGUUCGUGAUUAGUUGUCACUGCAGUGCACGGCUCAAGCAGUGUAACCCCCGCAUGGGUCUCCCCAUUGUCACUGCGAUGGCAUGGUAGGAUGCUAUAUUUAAGGCUCGAGGAUGGGCACUCAAACAUGGGGAACAUUCUUUUGGGGAGAGUCAUUCUUAGUGUCGUCAACAGGGAAAAGGAAACGCUCCUUUGUCCUUUCUCUUGCAUGAGGACAGGCACUCUCACUGUAGUCUUCACAGGCAAGAAAGUUCAUUUCCAGCAUGGGAAGUCGAACCUUUUUCCACCACAGAGAGGAGGAGCAAAAGGAGGAAAGGAAACAGAGCUUGCAAAUGACCUCCACAACUAGAAAGAAAAGGUUCAAAACCAGCGAGGAAGAAGAGACGUUCAGCCUUUCAGAGUUAUCCAUAGCAGCUGCCCUUGCACUGACCUCCGAGAUACCACAAGAUUCACAAGCUAAGAAGAGAAGCUGCCAUCCUAGAGCUUGAGCAGAGGGGGCAAAAGAGGGUUCGGUUUGGAAAUGAGAUGGAAAAGCUGGAAAAGGAGGUUAUUAGGAACUGCAGGCUGCUGCGUGUGAGAGCUGACCGGAAGGCCCUUCGGAGGAAGGCUGUAGAGAAGGCACAGAUGGAGAAGGACUACAUCGAGCUGCGUUCUGGGCGCCCACCUAUGUUCUGGAUCCCCCUCCGGGUACACGCUGUGUGGGAGAGGAUGGAAGUGACACUGGCGUGCACAGUCCUGGCUUCGCCACCACCACAGGUUACCUGGUAUAAAAACGGAGUCCCUAUCGAUCUUCGCCUAGCCCCGGCAGGAAAAUACAAGAUAAAAAACAAGUUUGGGAUGUUGACCCUGCAGAUCAGCAGAUGCUCCAUGGAAGAUUCUGCUGAAUAUAGUGUCGAAAUUAAGAAUCAGUACGGCGAGGCUUACUCAUUUGCUACAGUGCUCGUCAGGAAAUAUUAUGGUAAAGAGUCGGGAUUUGAUUCAGAAAUAUACAGAAGAUCCCUUAUCGCCAGAGAGGCAGAUUUUGCCUUUUCAAUGAAACCCUUAUUUUCAAGAGAAAAGGAGCCAUUCACCCUCUCCUGUUACUUCUCCUCUGAUUUACUUGAACAUCAGCGAGACAUUGCCUGGUUCAGAGAUGGUGAGUUGCUGCAGAACUCAGAAUGUCAUAAAUUAAAGUACCAAGACCGGGAAGCUUCUCUGACAGUGUCAUGUGCUCACAAAGAAGACGAGGGAUUUUACACUAUCCGCGUCCCCUCACUGGAUGGAUAUAAGGAGCAGACCACUUACGUGUUUGUUAGAGACGCUGCAGCAGAAACGCCUGGUGCACCCGGAUCCCCGCUCAAUGUGAAAUGCCAUGAUGUAAAUAAAGAUUGCUUGAUUCUUUCUUGGGUAGCACCCAGUGAUAAUGGAGGAAGCCCAAUCCUUGGAUAUUUUAUUGAAAGAUGUGUUGCCGGGUCAGAGGAGUGGGUCCCGUGCAAUGACAGGCCUGUGAAAACCUGCAGAUACCCGGUCCUGGGCCUCACUGAAGGACAGACAUACCAGUUCCGAGUAAAGGCUGUCAAUAAAGCCGGCAUCAGUCACCCUUCAAAAGCCAGCGCUCCAGUUACGACGUAUGACCCCAGCAAGGACAAGAGAGUGACAGUUAUUCCAUAUGACGAAGGCAGGAAGAUAGAAAUUUUCAAGGAUGACCUGGAAGGACACAUUAAAGUUCCUUUGCCACCCACCAAUGUUCACGCAAGUGAGGUCAGAGAAUAUUAUGUGGCUUUGGCCUGGGAUGAACCAGACCCAAGAGGCAGAGAGCCACUGAAUUACUACGUGGAAAAGUCAAUUGUAGGCAGCAACUCCUGGCAAAUGGUUAAUCUGGAUACGCCAGUUAAUUCCCCAAGAUUUGCACUCUUUGAUCUUGUUAAGGGAAAAUCAUACUGCUUCCGCGUGCGAUCCGUUAACAAGUACGGAAUCAGUGAGCCAUCCCUGCCCAGUGAACCCAUAACUGCUGGAGCCAAACUGGCUACUCUGCCACCACCUUCUCAGGUUUUAGCUUUCAGAGACACCAAGACAUCUGUUGUUUUGCAGUGGGAUAAGUUAAAGGAUGGUCUGGAGCCUCUUGGCUACUACAUAUAUUGUCGGGAAACUGGGACAGAAGGAUGGCAAACCGUCAAUAAUAAGCCUGUGACAUGUAACGAAUUUACUGUUCCUGGGCUGCAGCCUGGAAAGGAGUAUGUCUUCUGUGUGAAAUCUGUCAGCGAGGCAGGACUAAGCGAAAGCUCACCAGAGACGGAUCCUAUCGUUGUCAGGCCAGCUAUUGCCCGGCCGUCCGCGCCCCGCGGGUUCGUGCUGCUGAGCUGUGGGAAGAGCGAGAUGACCAUCGGCUGGAAGCCCCCGAAGCGCCGAGGAGGAACAAAGCUUCUGGGCUACUUCCUAGACCAGCACGAUACGUCUGAACUCGACUGGCAUGAAGUCAACAUUCAGCCAAUUCCCCAGCGAGUUUACACGGUUGGCAACCUCAAGGAAGGGCACCUCUAUGAAUUCCGGGCUUGUGCAGUGAACAUGGCUGGUGUUGGGGAAGUGUCUGAACCCAGCGACGCGUUCAAGUGUGAGGAAUGGACAAUGCCAGAACCAGGCCCUCCUUAUGACGUGAAGUUCACAGAAGUAAGAGACUCGUCCCUGAUGCUACACUGGCAAGCCCCGCUGUACACAGGCGCAGGUCCAGUUACAGGGUACUACGUGGAUGUGUGUGAGGAAGGGUCAGAGGAAUGGAAGCAAAUAAACAAGCAGCCCGUAGCCACCACCCACAUGAAGGUUUCAGAUCUAGAGACAGGGAAAUGCUUUAUUUUCCGAGUAAGAGCACUGAACAAGGCUGGAAUUGGGCCCCCUUCGCUCCCCUCGGAUCCUGUGGUGGCUAAAACCAAGCCUGGCACAAAUGAAAUCGAACUUGGGGUUGAUGAAGAGGGUCUCAUUUAUAUGGCUUUUGAAGCUCCUGAGAAGAAUGACUCUUCUGAAUUUAUCUGGUCAAAGGACUAUGAAGGACCACCAGAUGCUGACAGAGUUCGGACUGAAGAGAAGGGCAAUAAAUCUAAGCUUAUACUGACAAACCCAUCAGAAAAGGACUUGGGGGUAUAUUCAGUGGAGGUCACAGAUGUAGAUGAAGAUAUCUCUGCCAGCUGCACUUUAACAAAAGAAGACCUGGACAAGUUACUGAAACGUAGCCAUGAAAUCAGGAACCCGUUGAUAAAGCUGAUAUCUGGGUGGAACGUUGAUGUUCUGGAGAAAGGAGAAGUGCGGCUGUGGCUGGAGGUUGAAAAGCUGUCACCAAACGCAGAACUGCAUUUAAUCUUCAAUGAGAAGGAGCUUAAAAGUACUCCAACACAUAAAAUAAACUUUGUCAAAGGAAAAGGUCUGGUAGAACUGAUAAUCCAGAAUUUCUGUGAUGAUGAUAAAGGAAUGUACACAGCCCAGCUGCAAGAUGGAAAAGCUAAAAAUCAAUUCACCCUAGUUCUUUUGGAUGAACGCUUUGCUAAAGUCGCAGAGGAGGCUGAUGCAAAACGGAGAGAAUGGAAGAAAAAGCAGGGCCCGUAUUUUAUAGAGAAUUUGAGAUGGAAGGUUACCGAGAGCUGUGAAGUACUCCUUACCUGCAAGGCAACGAACCUGAGAAAGGACACCAGCUUCCAGUGGUUCUUCAAUAAGAAGGCACGAACAGGCGGCGUGUUUGAUCCACAGACUGGGAUAGGAACUCUUUGUGUUAAAAAGAUAACCAAAGCAGAUGAGGGCCAGUACAAAGCACUUGUUUCAGAUGACCGAGGAGAAGACUACACCCAACUUGAUCUCACAAAAGGAUCCUUUGAAGACCUCCUGAAGGAGCUGUGCAGGAUCAGUGCUCUUUCUGCUUCACCUCUGAAAAUUCAGCCUACUGAAGAAGGCAUCAAAAUCUACACGGAUGUGAAGUACUACACAGACUACAUGAAAACAACCUGGUAUCACAAGGAGAAGCAAGUGGAAAGUCGUGACAGACUGAAAGCUGGGAGCACGAUGAAUCAGAUCUGGCUUCACAUCCUGAACCCCACAGAUGCAGAUAAGGGAAAAUACGUCCUGGAGUUAUUUGAUGGGAAUGACACUCACAAGCUGUCAACGGACUUGUCUGGGCAAGCCUUUGAAGAUGCCCUGGCUGAGCACAGAAGGCUAAAAGAAGCAGCAGUAGCAGAAAAGUGUCGUGCCAGAGUUGUUCAAGGUCUGCCAGAUGUUGCCACCAUCAUGGAGGACAAGACCCUGUGUUUAACUUGCUGUGUAUCUGGAGAUCCUUACCCAGAAAUCACUUGGUUCAAAAAUGAGAAGGUUAUCGUCUUUAAAGAUCGUUACAAAAUGGAUGUGAAGGGGACAGUUGUCACAAUUACCAUAGAGAAAGUCUGCAAUGAAGACACAGGAAAAUACAGCAUCUAUGUCAAGAACAAAUACGGCUCUGAAACAGGGCAGGUUACUAUCAGUGUCUAUAAGCAUGGAGAGAUACCAGUAGGAACAGAUGAAAAGACCCAGGUGGAAACUGUAAUGAGAAAGCCUAAAUGAAUUAGGCAACUAUAUCUCAUUGAAUUUAAAAGGAAUUUGACUCCUUUGGAUUCACUCGAAUGUCUCCACCCUAAAAUUCAGUCUCAUAUCUCCAUUUUUAUUUCAGUAUUAUUUUAGUAUUUUUAUUUUGAUGGUUGCUAGAAAACAAUUCUCACUUGUGUGUGGGUGCAUGCACACACUUGCAUGCUCACUUUACAGAGAAAACUCUUUCCUGCCAAAUUCUGUUGUGUGGGAAAUUCCAGAGGAUUCACGCGCAUGAAAACUAGGCCUUUAGGAGAGGGUUUUUGUUCUUUUUGUGUGUGUGUGUGUGUGUUGUUGUUUGCUUGUUUUUGUAUUAAAUCCUCAUGUGUUACUGAUUAUCUUGUAGCUGAGAAAUGUUUACGUCUAUAUUAUUAAACUUAUAACCUGAGUGACACCUUA
This is a messenger RNA of Anas platyrhynchos (mallard), 6765 nucleotides long. RefSeq names its product myomesin 3 (gene MYOM3). Gene Ontology annotation, biological process: sarcomere organization. Gene Ontology annotation, cellular component: M band. The record is from RefSeq and is a predicted model, not a curated record. Gene Ontology annotation, molecular function: protein binding. NCBI's taxonomy places the organism in Eukaryota, Metazoa, Chordata, Aves, Anseriformes, Anatidae.